AUGCAGCCUUUGGGGUUCGAACAGUUGAGUGAAGAGGCCAAGAACUUGAUUUCGUCUCAUGUGCCAGGAGUUGCUCGGGAUACUCAUGAAGGCAGCUCGUCCAGAGUCUACAACGAAGACAACGGAUCCACUGCCAAUUUGAUCAACCCCGAUGACUACAAUAGCGAGCCCAACACCCCUACAAAAGAAGGGUUUUAUGCUCCCAACCCCGAAAUGUUCUUGAGAGGAGAGAACAACCCCGAUUUUGAUCAACAGGACGACUUCCUCCUCGACGAGGACACGGAGGACGGCUAUAUAGCUCCUCCCAAGCAAGUUCACGCUGGUGUGUUGUCGUCGUUAUUGAGAUUGUAUCAGAACCCUCAUGAUGCAAAAUCGGCUGCCAGUCUUACCUCCAGAAGCACCGAUGCAACCACUUUGGCAGAGGAGAGCAACUUUCUCGAGAGUGCCGAUACUACUAGACAUUCCACAAUGGACUUCAGCAAGUGGAAGAACGAGUUAAAGAAGGCCCCCAAGAAAUUGACCAACAAGUUCCCUGGCCACAAGAAGGGCGCAGCUAUCACCUCGGACCCAGAUGACGAAGGUUCCUUUGACGAGAAGGAUGCAGAGGGUGCACAUUUGCCCUCGUUCCAAAAUGCCAAACCCAAGGCUCCAAAGAAAGUCAACGUGAACAAGGUCAACUUGAAAAAACUCAAGAACCACAAGAACAACAAAAAGGCAGACAGACUCCGAAUCACAGUGCAUAUUGCUGACAUCCUUCAGAGACAGCGGUUUAUCAUGAGAAUGUGCAGAGCCUUGAUGUUAUUCGGUGCCCCCACCCAUAGAUUGGAAGAGUAUAUGAUCAUGACCAGUAGAGUGUUGGAAAUCGAUGGGCAGUUCAUCUAUUUCCCAGGGUGUAUGAUCGUGUCUUUUGGUGACGCAGCCACCAGAACCUCCGAAGUCCAUUUGGUAAGAUGUGCCCAGGGUGUCAACUUGUCCAAAUUAUCUGAUACCCACCGAAUCUACAAGGGCGUUAUCCACGAUUUGCUCGGUGUGGAAGAAGCAGCGUUAAAAUUGGAAGAAUUGUUAAGAAAGAAAAACAUGUACCCCCCAUGGUUGUGUGUUUUCCUUUACGGUUUGGGGUCUGCGAUGGUGUGCCCAUUUGCAUUCGGUGGUGGAUGGGUAGAUCUUCCCAUCGCUUUCGGGGUUGGGCUUUGUGUUGGAUACUUGCAGUUCAUUGUGUCGUCCAUUUCCAACUUGUACUCAUCUGUCUUUGAAGUCACUGCCUCGAUUGUUGUUGCGUUCAUUGCUCGUGCUAUUGGGUCGAUCCAUCAUGGUUCGAUCUUCUGUUUCUCGGCAAUUGCCCAGGGUUCGUUGGCAUUAAUUUUGCCUGGUUAUAUUAUCUUAACUGGUUCCUUGGAGUUACAGUCCAGAAACUUGGUAGCAGGGUCCGUCAGAAUGUUCUACGCCAUCAUUUACUCGUUGUUCUUGGGUUUUGGAAUCACGUUGGGAGGUGCCCUUUACGGAUGGGUUGACAAGAAUAGUGUCUCGGCCAACAAAUGUGGGGACGACCACAGCAUGGACGACAAAUGGAAGAUCUUGUUCGUUCCUAUGUUCUCCCUCAGUCUUGGGCUUAUCAACCAGGCCCGUUGGCAGCAGCUCCCCGUGAUGAUUUUCAUCUCUUGCGUGGGAUACAUUGGCAAUUACUUUGCAGGAAAGCAUUUCUCCACGGUCACCGAAUUCACUGCCUGUAUUGGUGCGUUCAUCAUUGGAGUGUUGGGAAACUUGUAUUCGAGAAUCUGGAAGGGGAUGGCUGUGAGUGCCAUGCUUCCUGCUAUUUUCGUGCAAGUGCCCUCAGGUAUUGCUUCGCAGAGUAGUUUGGUAUCUGGUAUCCAAGCUGCUGACCAAAUCACCAAGAGUAACGAUAGCUCAGCGGACGGAAACGCCACGGUUUCUUCGGGCUCCUUGAGUUUCGGUCAGACCAUGGUCGAGGUUUCCAUUGGUAUUAGUGUGGGUCUCUUUGCGGCUGCAUUGGUUGUGUACCCACUUGGUAAGAAAAGAACUGGUCUUUUCACUUUAUAG
Messenger RNA from Suhomyces tanzawaensis NRRL Y-17324, 2058 nucleotides. RefSeq names its product pheromone-regulated protein. Gene Ontology annotation, biological process: transmembrane transport. The transcript has a single exon. Lineage: Eukaryota; Fungi; Ascomycota; Pichiomycetes; Serinales; Debaryomycetaceae. The record is from RefSeq and is a predicted model, not a curated record. The coding region runs from base 1 to 2058 and encodes 685 amino acids. Gene Ontology annotation, molecular function: transmembrane transporter activity.